AUGAAAGCCGCCGAGGAUCAAGUUGUGGAGGAUGAGGCCGGAUACCAAGAUGAUGAGGUAACCUGCCUAAACUAGCUAAUAUUAGCUUGCUUGCUAGCCUGGCUGCGGACAGUUUUGUUAGCUAGCAUUCUCGUAGCUGCUACAGUACAUUAAAAACAUUUUUUCCAGGUAGAGUGGAUUGUUGUAGCUAGUAAGUUAGCUAUCACUCAUUGUUAAUCAUUCAUAACAUAGCUAGCUAAUAUAUUGUUUGGUAGUGGUAACUCAAUUUCUACACUACUUGAAUCUAGCCUAAGUCAGUGGUGUGUCAGUCAGAUCAUGUUACUUCUCAACAUGGUUUCAAACAGGUUGUUUUGUCAUAUUCUUUACCCACAGGAGUCCUUUUUCCAAGACAUAGACACCCUACAGAAGCAUGGAAUUGUGAGUAUAUCUGAAAACAAGGUCUAGGAAAGCAGUCUGCCCUGAUCCUUGAGUGUAUAGACACUUCGUCAUGGGUUGGUUGGUAGAUAAACUCAAGAUUACACCUCAAAGCUAAUAAGUAAAAAAACACUUUCUCUCUCUAUUCUCUCCCACCACCACACCUCUCUCUCCCCCCUUCGCUCUCUCUCCUCUCCUUCCACCCACCCAACAUUCAUACAGAACAUGGCAGAUUUAAAGAAGCUGAAGUCUGUGGGUAUCUGCACAGUGAAGGGGAUCCAGAUGACCACACGCAGAGCCCUGUGUAACAUCAAGGGCCUUUCAGAGGCCAAGGUGGACAAGAUCAAAGAGGCUGCUGGGAAAAUGCUGGUGAGAGACUCAGCUGAUUCACCUUCAGCAUAGAGGACUUUGGUGUCUCAUGAUUAGUUUUGUUGUCAAGGCCCUAAAGAUUUGGUUUGGGGCUGAGGUAUGGAAGACAUGCAUCAAUCAACUUCAGUUGACAUGUUUUCAUCUGCUCUUGUGUUCAUUGUAGACCAAUGGUUUCCUGACAGCAUUUGAAUAUAGUGCAAAGAGGAAACAAGUGUUCCGCGUCACGACUGGAAGCCUGGAGUUUGAGUUAAGAUUCGCCCCAACAUGCUCAUCUGUUCAUAACCUUUCAUAUUAAUACAUUUUCCUGAGUCAUGUUGCAGUAUAAAAGUACUCCUAUUUUACCACUUCAUCCGUCGGUCUGCUCUGCAGUAAACUACUUGGAGGAGGCAUGGAGAGCAUGGCAAUCACUGAGGCAUUUGGAGGUGAGCUCUGUCUCUGACUGUGUGUCCCUUAGUCAAAUAUACAGUGGGGGAAAAAAGUAUUUAGUCAGCCACCAAUUGUGCAAGUUCUCCCACUUAAAAAGAUGAGAGAGGCCUGUAAUUUUCAUCAUAGGUACACGUCAACUAUGACAGACAAAUUGAGAAAAAGAAAUCCAGAAAAUCAAAAAAGUAUUUGGUCAAUAACAAAAGUUUCUCAAUACUUUGUUAUAUACCCUUUGUUGGCAAUGACACAGGUCAAACGUUUUCUGUAAGUCUUCACAAGGUUUUCACACACUGUUGCUGGUAUUUUGGCCCAUUCCUCCAUGCAGAUCUCCUCUAGAGCAGUGAUGUUUUGGGGCUGUCGCUGGGCAACACAGACUUUCAACUCCCUCCAAAGAUUUUCUAUGGGGUUGAGAUCUGGAGACUGGCUAGGCCACUCCAGGACCUUGAAAUGCUUCUUACGAAGCCACUCCUUCGUUGCCCGGGCGGUGUGUUUGGGAUCAUUGUCAUGCUGAAAGACCCAGCCACGUUUCAUCUUCAAUGCACUUGCUGAUGGAAGGAGGUUUUCACUCAAAAUCUCACGAUACAUGGCCCCAUUCAUUCUUUCCUUUACACGGAUCAGUCGUCCUGGUCCCUUUGCAGAAAAACAGCCCCAAAGCAUGAUGUUUCCACCCCCAUGCUUCACAGUAGGUAUGGUGUUCUUUGGAUGCAACUCAGCAUUCUUUGUCCUCCAAACACGACGAGUUGAGUUUUUACCAAAAAGUUCUAUUUUGGUUUCAUCUGACCAUAUGACAUUCUCCCAAUCCUCUUCUGGAUCAUCCAAAUGCACUCUAGCAAACUUAAGACGGGCCUGGACAUGUACUGGCUUAAGCAGGGGGACACGUCUGGCACUGCAGGAUUUGAGUCCCUGGCGGCGUAGUGUGUUACUGAUGGUAGGCUUUGUUACUUUUGUCCCAGCUUUCUGCAGGUCAUUCACUAGGUCCCCCCGUGUGGUUCUGGGAUUUUUGCUCACCGUUCUUGUGAUCAUUUUAACCCCACGGGGUGAGAUCUUGCGUGGAGCCCCAGAUCGAGGGAGAUUAUCAGUGGUCUUGUAUGUCUUCCAUUUCCUAAUAAUUGCUCCCACAGUUGAUUUCUUCAAACCAAGCUGCUUACCUAUUGCAGAUUCAGUCUUCCCAGCCUGGUGCAGGUCUACAAUUUUGUUUCUGGUGUCCUUUGACAGCUCGUUGGUCUUGGCCAUAGUGGAGUUUGGAGUGUGACUGUUUGAGGUUGUGGACAGGUGUCUUUUAUACUGAUAACAAGUUCAAACAGGUGCCAUUAAUACAGGUAACGAGUGGAGGACAGAGGAGCCUCUUAAAGAAGAAGUUACAGGUCUGUGAGAGCCAGAAAUCUUGCUUGUUUGUAGGUGACCAAAUACUUAUUUUCCACCAUAAUUUGCAAAUAAAUUCAUUAAAAAUCCUACAAUGUGAUUUUCUGGAUUUUAUUUCCUCAUUUUGUCUGUCAUAGUUGACGUGUACCUAUGAUGAAAAUUACAGGCCUCUCUCAUCUUUUUAAGUGGGAGAACUUGCACAAUUGGUGGCUGACUAAAUACUUUUUUCCCCCACUGUAUGAUUAAUCUCAUGCUCAUGAUGUAUAAGACUGGAAGUUGAGGCCCAAUGGCUAAAAUUGACCUGAGUCAGAUAUAAAACAUGUUUUUGUCACACUGUCACUGUAAAUGUUUUAUCCCUCAGAGUUUCGGACAGGCAAGACCCAGCUCUCUCAUACACUGUGUGGUAAGUUAAUGGCUGAGGGGUCUUUUCGGUAGUCCCAGAUUUCCCAGUCUUGGAAGUGAGUUUUCAGAAACGUACAGACAUUCUUCCAUGGUUGGUUCUUUUCAUUUAGUCCUUGUCUCUGUUGUUCUUCAGUCACAGCCCAGCUUCCUGGAGAGGACGGCUACACAGGAGGAAAAGUAAUCUUCAUCGACACAGAGAACACCUUGUAUCCUAAUUUAUCUGAGCUCUAAUCUAUAAAGUCAGAUUUGGAUCAAUCUAAACCCAGCUAACAAUUCUAGGGAGAGAGAACGUUUUUGUAAUGUUACCCAUAAUAUCUAUGUUAGCAAAAACCUUCUGAGAACUUUCUUUUGCAUGUUUUGGUGUUAAAGUUAGGAGAACAUUCACUUAAUGUCAAGCAGAAUUGAUCUAGAACAUGGUUACAAUGUUCUCAGAAUAUUAAUGUAGACUCGUUUUAUGGGAAGGUUCAAGAACAUUCAUGUGUGCAGUUUUCUGAGGGUUAGGAGAAUAUUCCAUCAGUGUCACAUCAAACAUACACAGACAGGAUUAAUAUGGUCAUGAAAAUCCUGGAAAAGUCAUGGAAUUAAAAUAAAAUAAAAUUCCAGGCCUGAAAAAGUUUUGGAAAAAUAUAAAACUCAAAAAGUCAUGGAAAUUAAUUUCAUGAUUUCUGUUAAUGUAAUUUAUUUAUGCACAGUUUUUAAAUAUUUUAUCAUAAAUAGAAAUCAACACUUCAGCCAGGAUCGGUUUGGCGCUUUAGCGCGUCUGUGUUUGCGCGCAUGACCUGCAUGUGUGUGAGAUGAGUGGGCCAUUGCUCAAGGAGACAGAGACAGUUGGACAUUGCGGCAGCAGGUAGACAGGCCUAUAAAAUAUGAUGGAGAACAGACUAAUAACUAGGUAGCCAGUUGAAACAUAUCUUGUACCCUCUAGUUAACUGUUAAGAUAUUAUUAGCAUGUAUUAAUGUUUUAGUCAUGUCCCAAAAAAGUUUCCACUGACACUCGCGAAAAAGGCCAUACAAAGUUGACAAACUUUUUGGGAACAAUUCAUAUGAUUCAUUUAAACUAUUAUUUUUUGACGAAACAAACAACUCACUUAACCAUUGUAUUAGUUGGGAUUGGGUUCAAUCGCGGUGAAUUGAAUCAUGUGAAUCCCCAAUUUUUUUUUUAUGUAGCCUUUCUUUUGAAUUAUGUGGCUUCAAAACUUGUUUUUUCUCCCAUUGUUCUCUGCAGAUCCUCUCAAGCUCUGUCAGGUUGGAUGGGGAGCAUCGCUGCACAGCUAUUUUCAGGUCUCUCCAGAGAUGUUAGAUCAGGUUAAAGUCUGGGCUCUGGCUGGGCCACUCAAGGACAUUCAGAGACUUGUCCCGAAGCCACUCCUGCGUUGCCUUGGCUGUGUACUUAGGGUCGUUGUCCUGUUGGAAGGUAAACCUUCACCCCAGUCUGAGGUCCUGAGCGCUCUGGAGCAGGUUUUCAUCAAGGCUCUCUGUACUUUGCUCCGUUCAUCUUUCCCUCGAUCCUGACUAGUCUCCCUGUCCCUACCGCUGAAAAACAUCCCCACAGCAUGAUGCUGUCACCACUAUGCUUCACAGUAGGAAUGGUGCCAGGUUUCCUCCAGACGUGACGCUUGGCAUUCAGGCCAAAGAGUUCAAUCUUGGUUUCAUCAGACCAGAGAACCUUGUUUUCAUGGUUUAAGAGUCCUUUAGGUGCCUUUUGGAAAACUCCAAGCGGGCUGUCAUGUGCCUUUUACUGAGGAGUGGCUUCCGUCUGGCCACUCUACCAUAAAGGCCUGAUUGGUGGAGUGCUGCAGAGAUGGUUGUCCUUCUGGAAGGUUCUCCCAUCUUCACAGAGGAACUCUGGAGCUCUGUCAGAGUGACCAUCGGGUUCUUGGUCACCUCCCUGACCAAGGCCCUUCUCCCCCGAUUGCUCAGUUUGGCCGGGCGGCCAGCUUUAGGAAGAGUCUUGGUGGUUCCAAACUUCUUCCAUUUAAGAAUGAUUGAGGCCACUGUGUUCUUGGGGACCUUCAAUGCUACAGAAAUCUUUUGGUACCCUUCCCCAGAUCUGUGCCUUGACACAAUCCUGUCUCGGAACUCUACGGACAAUUCCUUCAACCUCAUGGCUUGGUUUUUGCUCUGACAUGCACUGUGGGACCUUAUAUAGACAGGUGUGUGCCUUUCCAAAUCAUGUCCAAUCAAUUGAAUUUACCACAGGUGGACGACAAUCAAAUUGUAGAAACAUCUCAAGGAUGAUCAAUGGAAACAGGAUGCACCUGAGCUCAAUUUCGAGUCUCAUAGCAAAGGGUCUGAAUACUUAUGUACAUUUUACAUUUUAGUCAUUUAGCAGACGCUCUUAUCCAGAGCGACUUACAGUUAGUGCAUACAUUAUUAUUAUUAUUUUUCAUACUGGCCCCCCGUGGGAAUCGAACCCACAACCCUGGCGUUGCAAACGCCAUGCUCUACCAACUGAGCUACAUCCCUGCCAGCCAUUCCCUCCCCUACCCUGGACGACGCUGGGCCAAUUGUGCGCCGCCCCAUGGGUCUCCCGGUCGCGGCCGGCUACGACAGAGCCUGGAUUCGAACCAGGAUCUCUAGUGGCACAGCUAGCACUGCGAUGCAGUGCCUUAGACCACUGCGCCACUCGGGAGGUUAAAUAAGGUAUUCUGUUUUUUAUUUUUAAUACAUUUGCAAACAUUUCUAAAAACCUGUUCGCUUUGUCAUUAUGGGGUAUUGUGUGUAGAUUGAGGACAUAAAAAAAUGAAAAAUUUUUUUAGAAUAAGGCUUUAACGUAACAAAAUGUGGAAAAAGUCAAGGGGUCUGAAUACUUUCCAAAUGCACUGUAAGUAUGACUAUCGGUAAAAUAGAAAAGGUACAUUUCCUGAAGAACAUUUGAUUCAGGAGUAUCAUUAAAACAGGUUAAUAAACUCCACUAACAUUAGGCAACUAUACAGAAAGCCCUUCAAUUGCUGAAGUAAGUAAAUAAAAUAAAUGAUGAGAAUAGUCAGAUUAACUGAUACCUGACAUGGACAUGGUGGCGUAGCAGGAAGAUCGGAGGACCGUGAACCAAGAGAUUGUGAGUUCAAAUCUCAGGUGAGGACAUGUUGAAAUAAUAAUUACUGUAUAAAUGAACAUGCACAAUGUAAUCAUGUAUGUCAAAUAUGUAAGUUGAAAAUACUAUGUUAAAAGCACUGUCUGUGAGUAUCCCUUGCCAACAGACAAAGAGCAAUUAAUGGAACAGUGGUUCACCUAUCGAGUCCUUGAUUGACUCGGCAACAGUAACAAGGUGUAAUGGAUUUUUCUUUGGACACAAAUGUUCUUUCAACGUUCCCAUGAAACGUGUUUAGAACAUUAAUAUCAAAAUGUUCUGAGAACAUGGCAACCAUGUUCUGUGUAUGUUUGGUAGGACAUUGAUGGAAUAUUCUCCUAACCCACAGAAACUGGACACAUGAAUGUUCUUGCAAUGUUCCCAUGAAAUGUGUCUAGAACAUUAGUAUAUUAAGUUCUGAGAACAUGGUAACCACGUUCUGGGUAAGUUCUAUUUGACAUUAAGGGAAUGGUCUAUUGGAAACAUUCCUUGUACAUCACGGUUAGUUAAUGACCUAGUGAGCCUCUUUAGGGAACAUUCUCUAAAGUUGUGGGAACAUUUGUUGUUAGCUGGGAAAUCAACUGUACCUUUGCAAGUAUUUCUGAAGAUACAGGGUCUUAAAUAUCACAGUCUAUUUUAUUCACAUGACUCAGCCAAUAGAGUCUCUUACAAAAUCCUAUGUUUUCCUUAACCCGAUGUGACCCUCUAGUCGUCCAGACAGGCUGAAGGACAUAGCAGACAGGUUCAAUGUGGACCAUGAUGCUGUGCUGGACAAUGUGUUAUACGCCCGAGCCUACACCAGUAAGAUAUCUAACUUACUCAUUAAACAGUACCUCUCUAUCAUUACUGCCUAAACCUGAGAACAUAUUGUCUGAGGAAAGCAGUUUCACUAUCUUAGAUAUGAAUGUUAAGUAUACAUUUUGAGUCUGUUGUUUGUAAACAAAAAAAUACUGUAUACAUUUGAGGCUGAUUGCUGUGUUUCCUAACUGGUACUUAUGACAUCAGACGAUUAGGUAUUUGUACUGUAUACCUAAUUGGAUUUCAACUUCAGGUGAACACCAGAUGGAGCUGUUGGAUUUUGUGGCAGCCAAAUUCCACGAGGAGGGCGGCGUCUUCAAACUUCUGGUAUUAAUGAAAAUAAAAGAUAAUCAAUAUCACCUGUCACAUUGUUUUAUGGUAGUUAUAUUUUCAUAUUGUCAACUUCCAUCACUGUACCUAUCUUUCGGUAACACUUUAAUUAAUGCCAACAGGUAUAAUGCAUUAUUAUGUUUAAUACGCAUUUAUAAUGUCUUGUGUCUCUAUGUCUUUCCCCUUCCUCCCCUCAGAUCAUAGACUCCAUCAUGGCUCUGUUCCGGGUAGAUUUUCUCUGGGCGAGGGGAGCUGGCAGAGAGACAGCAGAAGCUGGCCCAGAUGCUCUCCCGUCUGCAGAAGAUCUCUGAAGGUCUGGCGACUUCUCUUGCAGACUUAUAUGCAAACUAUGGAAAUAGUAGACGUACAUUGCAGCAGAAUAACUGGCAGAAAAACUCUUGACUUUUGCAUAAACCUUGCAUUGAUGUAGACGUAUUGAUAUUCAUGUCUUCUGCUCUCCUCUCCCUAGAGUACAACGUUGCAGUGUUUGUCACCAACCAGAUGACUGCAGACCCUGGAGCUGGGAUGUCGUAAGUGACUGUAACUAGAUUUAGGAACUAGGGAUUGGUUUGGAAUUGGACGGCAAGUCAGCAACUCACUCACUUGGCUAAAGUUCUAACAGGUUUUGGCCUGAAAUUCUGAUCUGAGGGUUUCUCUUGUCUCUGUCAGGUUCCAAGCUGAUCCCAAGAAGCCAAUUGGAGGGCACAUCCUGGCACAUGCGUCCACCACACGAAUCAGCUUGAGGAAAGGACGCGGAGAGUUGAGAAUUGCCAAGAUAUUUGACAGGUAA
This is a messenger RNA of Coregonus sp. 'balchen', 7958 nucleotides long. The record is from the annotation of a GenBank genome assembly. NCBI's taxonomy places the organism in Eukaryota, Metazoa, Chordata, Actinopteri, Salmoniformes, Salmonidae.